Molecule: messenger RNA, 203 nt
Organism: Periconia digitata
Lineage: Eukaryota; Fungi; Ascomycota; Dothideomycetes; Pleosporales; Periconiaceae
Source: the annotation of a GenBank genome assembly
CUAAAUGCCAGACGCCCAAUCCGCACCAAGCCAACCGCGACUAGUCCGAUGUUCCCACCCGCGGAAGUGUGUAACGCUAUACCAUCUUGUGGGGAUCUCAACAUCUCGACUUCCAACAUACCGUAGAGUCGCGCAAAUAACAGGCACACCGCAAUCCGUAGUAAGUCAGGACUUGUAGUGACAUCAUUAAUUUCCUGACGCAG